AUGGAAGGUUUGCUCUUCAAUAACGUUGUUGAAAGAGAAUCAAAGCAGCUUAAUAUCGAUUUGCAAGAAGAAUACUUGAAAGAAGCGUCAAUGAAGCCAGAAUAUGAUUUAUGUUUAACAUAUAUCAAGUUACGUCAACGAAUAAAAUAUGCAAUAAAGGCUCAUAGUCAAUUUUCACCGCCAACGCUAGGAAAAUUUGGUUCCACGGACAAUAUGCUUGUGUCUAAAUCGAAAUUAAAGGCGAUCAGUUAA
Clunio marinus is the source of this 252-nucleotide messenger RNA. The record is from the annotation of a GenBank genome assembly. Lineage: Eukaryota; Metazoa; Arthropoda; Insecta; Diptera; Chironomidae.